This is a messenger RNA of Pimephales promelas (fathead minnow), 554 nucleotides long. RefSeq names its product NADH:ubiquinone oxidoreductase subunit A12 (gene ndufa12). The record is from RefSeq and is a predicted model, not a curated record. Gene Ontology annotation, cellular component: respiratory chain complex I; membrane. NCBI's taxonomy places the organism in Eukaryota, Metazoa, Chordata, Actinopteri, Cypriniformes, Leuciscidae. Gene Ontology annotation, biological process: response to oxidative stress.
CCGUCCGUCGGCGUUUACAGUCCGUCGGUUAUGGCGGAGUACGCGAAUCUAGUGCGGCGGGCCUUGGGUCAACUCGGCGGUCAUGGCGGUGUUAAAGGCCUCCUACUGCAGCUGUUCAGGGUGAAUGAUAUCAAGACAGGAGCCUUGGUGGGUGUUGACAAAUAUGGCAACAAAUACUAUGAGGACAACAAAAACUUUUUCGGCCGUCACCGAUGGGUGAUUUACACCACAGAGAUGAACGGAAAGAAGACUUUGUGGGAUGUUGAUGGUAGCAUGGUCCCUGCUGAAUGGCACCGUUGGUUGCACUGCAUGACAGAUUACCCUCCCACCACUCACCCUCCAGAACCCAAGAAGUUCCUUGCCAAGGUUCAUCAGUUCAACCUCAGUGGCACAUCAAACUGCUACGUGCCCUAUUCAACCACUCGCAAGAAGAUCCACGAGUGGAUGCCCCCAAAAGCCGGGGAGAAAUGAUCCCCCCCUCCUUUCACCAGUUCGGAACAAUCUGUACAUUGUAGCUUUAUAAUAAUCAUAAAUAAAUUAAAACAAACAUCUUU